AUGGCUUCUACCGCUUCCUACCCCAGCUUCCCCUUCUCCCGCCCCAGCGGCACCGAGCCCCCGGCCGAGUAUGCGCGCCUCCGCGCCUCGGAGCCGGUUUCGCGCGUUGAGCUCUUUGAUGGGAGCCAUCCGUGGCUGCUGGUCAAGUACAAGGACAUCGUGUCUGUUGUCACUGACGAGCGAUUCUCCAAGGAGCGCUCCCGGCCCGGCUUCCCUGAGAUGAGUGCAGGUGGCAAGGAGGCGGCGAAGAACAAGCCCACGUUCGUGGACAUGGAUCCGCCUGCCCAUGGCAUCCAGCGUGCCAUGGUCGCCGACACCUUCUCCUUCGAAAACGUGCAGAAGAUGCGCCCGCAGAUCCGCAAAACCGUCAACGACCUGCUAGACGCCAUGCUCGCGAAAUACGACGGCGCGCCCAUCGACCUGGUCGAGAACUUUGCGCUGCCUGUGCCCUCCUACACCAUCUACUCGAUCCUCGGCGUCCCCCUCGCCGACCUCCCCUACCUCACCCAACAAGCCGCCAUCCGCAGCAACGGCAGCGCCACCGCCUCCGAAGCCUCGCUGGCCAACCAAUCGCUGCUGGACUACCUCAGCGGCCUCGUGGCCGCGCGCACCGCCGCGCCCGCGCACGACCUGAUUUCGCAGCUCAUCACGACGCAGCUCGCGCCAGGGCACCUCUUGCCCGCCGACGUGGUGCAGAUCGCCUUCCUACUCCUCGUCGCCGGCAACGCGACCACGGUCAACAUGCUCGCGCUGGGCGUGCUCGAGCUGCUAAACCCCGCGUUCCCGCUCGCAGAAUUCCGCGCCGGCCCCGAGACCGUGGCGCCCAAGUUCGUCGAGGAGCUCUGCCGCUUCCACACCGGCAGCUCGUACGCGCUGCGGCGGGUCGCGCGCGUCGACGUGCGCUGGGGCGACAAGGUCAUCAGGGCCGGCGAGGGCGUCAUCUGCGCGAACCAGAGCGGCAACCGCGACGAGGACGUGUUUGGCAAAGACGCGGACCGCUUCGAUAUGCAUCGCGCGCGGGGCGCCGAGGCGGCCCUCGGGUUCGGGUUUGGUGCCCAUCGCUGCGUGGCCGAGUGGCUGGCGAGGGCGGAGCUGGAGGAGGCCUUCAAGGCGCUGGUGCUGCGGGUGCCGGACUUGAGGGUUGCGAUCCCGCUGGACGAGAUUAGCUGGUCCCCUUCGAGGAAGGAUGUCGGGCUUGAGGCUUUGCCGGUUUAUUUGUCGUAGGGGGGUUUGCUUUGAGAGAAUGUUGUUUGUGGCUGAUUGGCUGAUGGCGUUUUAAAGGCUUUAUUCUCUGCUCGUGCGGUCGCUCUCUUCGCUGUUGUUUUAGUGUUAUGUAUUGAGAUUCUCUACUUUUUGGAAAUCAAGCU
Aplosporella prunicola CBS 121167 is the source of this 1367-nucleotide messenger RNA. RefSeq lists its product as uncharacterized. NCBI's taxonomy places the organism in Eukaryota, Fungi, Ascomycota, Dothideomycetes, Botryosphaeriales, Aplosporellaceae. Gene Ontology annotation, molecular function: oxidoreductase activity, acting on paired donors, with incorporation or reduction of molecular oxygen; heme binding; monooxygenase activity. The record is from RefSeq and is a predicted model, not a curated record. The transcript has 4 exons. Bases 1 to 1224 code for a protein of 407 amino acids.